Zootoca vivipara (common lizard) is the source of this 1046-nucleotide messenger RNA. RefSeq names its product erythroblast NAD(P)(+)--arginine ADP-ribosyltransferase-like. Lineage: Eukaryota; Metazoa; Chordata; Lepidosauria; Squamata; Lacertidae. Gene Ontology annotation, molecular function: NAD+-protein-arginine ADP-ribosyltransferase activity; NAD+ poly-ADP-ribosyltransferase activity. The record is from RefSeq and is a predicted model, not a curated record.
UUCAAGUGGCAGCAAUUGUGCGGAUGGAGAUAGCUGCUCUCCCUGAACCUAAGUUGCUUCACUGCAAAAACGAAUGGUCCCCCCCCCCCAAUUCUCUAGGCGUGGACAAUGAAGUCACCUCUCCACAGAGUCCUGGUGUUGCACCUGAUGGGAAUCUUCACAGGAGACAAUCAGGUCUCCCAUAACUCCAGCCCAAGACAAGACCGUUUUUUAGGCAACGAGUUAAUGCUUGACAUGGCCCUGAAUUCCUUCGAUGACCAAUAUGAGGGCUGUGAACAGACGAUGGAGGAGGAGAUUGCACAGCUAAACCAAACUGAGUUCCUCAAGAACAAAAUUUAUGCCAGAGCCUGGAAGUUAACAGCCAACUUGAGGGAUGAUAGUAAGUGGCUCGGAAACCUCAGGCCAGAAUAUUCUGCAGCAAUCAUGGCUUAUACCUUUGAAGAACCCAAGUUGUAUCUUGAUUUCAAUGCAGCUGUAAGAAAAGCUGGGGAAUCGAAGGCACAUUACCAGAAUAAUUUCAACUUCAAGACCUUCCACUUUCUCCUGACCAGAGCCCUUCAGGAUCUGAGGAUCUCCAACACCCCCAGUCCCCCCUGCUACAAGGUGUUUCGUGGAGUCAGCAAUAUCCACUUCAGCGCUACCGUUAAGGAUACGGUCCGUUUUGGCCAAUUCACGUCCUCGUCACGGCAAGAGUGGAUUGCACAGGGUUUCACUGCAGAUUCUAAAUCGGGAGUUGGGCAGCCUGUGGCCAAAACCAUCUUUGAGAUUUACACUUGUCAUGGGGUUCUCAUCAGAGAAUUUUCUGACAUGCCCGUUGAGGAUGAGGUUCUGAUCCCACCCUACGAGCAGUUCAGGGUGGUAAGUUCCAGAAAGGGUGAGGAUGGCACAACCCACAUACAGCUCCACUCUGCUGGAAAAUUCAGCAAACACAACUGUGCAUAUGCAAGGGGUGGGAACUACGAGGACGAUGCUGUGGACCAAGGGUCACUAAAGUUUUUGGACCAGUGGGAACACUCCGAAUUUUGAGAAAGUGCUGGGUGGGCCAG